This is a messenger RNA of Phytomonas sp. EM1, 2184 nucleotides long. Lineage: Eukaryota; Euglenozoa; Kinetoplastea; Trypanosomatida; Trypanosomatidae. The record is from the annotation of a GenBank genome assembly.
AUGCGAUCUCUCCUGGAUUGCUCCACUUCUGGAGGAAUCUCAUCGCUUGGACACAACAUUGGGGCUUCUUUGCUUUCGCACAUCACCGGUGUGGGCACCGGAUCACUGGCGCAUUCACGCUCAAGCUAUUUGGUUUCAACACGCCUUCGAACUAGUAUAGCCUUCAAGAUCCAUGCUUUCGCGCUUAUGACCUUAUCUGUGCGCACAUUACACACACACAACAGCGCUUCACCAACUCCCAAAGUGCCUCUCUCUCCAGAUCUCUUAUCGGUGUCUAACGCUUCGCCAAAUGGGACUCAUCCCCGUCUGUGCGAAAACGAGGCUUCAUCGCAUCAUUCCCCCUUCCCCAAGUCGGAAGCAAACACAUCCUAUGGGUCUGGUCUAGCUGCACACCAAAGGGGUGCGAUACAACCAUCCAAAGAUGCGCCGUACACCCCGUCAGAGGUUUGUGCGUUUUUGCUACUCCUCCUGCCGGAGUCAACAGCCGGGGUUCAAACAAUUUCAGUUAAGGAAGCUUUACAUCAGCUCCCUGGCGAGAUGCAAGAGAUGGUUUUGCAGCACCCCGGUGGUCUAGUGCGCUACGUGCAGGAUCAUUUUUCGCAGAGUAUCAGGGUUAGUGCAGAUGGCACGGCGUUUCACCGAGUCCCAAAAUUGGCACAGAGCAAAACCUCGAAUGACCAAAGCGCCUUACCGAAGGCGGUUAAAAAGGAGGUGUCCCUGAGCCCUCCUCCUCCUCCUCGACCAAGUGCCACCUUUUCAGAGCCACAACCUCUUUUUUUCGAUAGGCCUCCUAGACCGGCUGCGGUUUUCGAAACUCCUUCGUCAAAUCCACCCACGGACACCGAAACAGCAACACGGCGCUUUCGCAACAAUAUUGAGAUCCUUGAUGCAUUAGUUGAGUACAUACCAACUUUUUUUGUUCACGCCGAGGCAAUCGCCUCGACGCUGCCGCCGGAGCUUCAGGCACUCUAUUCUGGCACAUCCUUCGUCUACUUCUUGAAGCGUUUCAAGCACUACUUGGAUAUUCGAACUGCGUUUGGGAGUACAAAAAUAAAAUUAAAGGAGGACUUCUUGCAUCCAAAAAGGGGGACUGCGGACGCACGUUACACGACGGGGAAUGACUCAUCGCGGGGAGUUGAAAGUCCGCGUAGUCCACCACGAAAUUCUGAGGCUAACUUAUUGUUGAGAUUGUUGCCUCGGGUGCCUAAAGAGUUCAAGUCAUUUGCAGAGGUGCUGCAGGAGAUCUCCGAUAUUGUAUCGCGCCAUCCAGCCUUUGAUCCACGGCUUGGGGUGAUGGGAUUUUUGGAGAAGUACCCGGAGUACUUUCAGGUUGCCGAGGGUAAGCUGCGUGUGCGUCCCUAUUCUGUCGCCCCUAACGCUUUGGAUGAACUCGACAUCUCAUCUUCCCCUUUUCCAGCAACCUUUGCGAAGCUGAUGGAGCCCGUCGAUUUCAUGGCGGAGGGUAAGACUUAUGAUGAUGACAGUAGUCGUGUUUCAGCGAGUGUGCCGACCAGUAAGCUUUAUGGCAUGUUAACGGAUGGGGAAAGAAAUAAUAUCAGGGCGGUGUGUCGCUCCUUUCCGCGGUUUCUGCGACUCCACGGUAAAUCUAUUGUUGUGUCUCCUGAUAAUAUGCGUGUCUAUAAGUUUAAGCCAGAGUACGAACGCUGCGCGGAAACACUGUUGAAUGCUCACACGUCGGGAAUGGAGGUAUCCCCUGACGAUCCGGUGCUUCUUAUUCCGGAGACAAUGGAUGAGAACACCAAGGCCGACUGGGUCUUUAGAGAAUUGUACAAUGCGCUACCUUUGAUGCAGUGUGCUGAGUUGGAGGAUGUGCUUGUGUUGGUUCCCGAUGCGGUGCGAGAGGCCCUGCCACAGGAUAUGAAUGAACUGAUGUCCAUGCUUUCAGAGUUUCCAGAUUACUUUGACACGUGGCCGUAUCCAGACGACACAUCGGUGAUCAUUAUCCAGCGUGCGAAGGUCGGAAUUCCGGUUUAUGAAAAAGAGGAAAUUAUUAAGAGUGUAUUGCCGUUGAUACCACAAGGAGGGUUGAAUCUGUCGUCACUCAGAAGUCGAGUGCCGCUACCAUUACAACGCUACUUUUACCGAUAUGGGGUGAGUAAGACCUUGGGUGAAAUGGAUCAAAUAUUCCGUAUUUCAGGCAAUUGCAUCAUUCGCAUCGCGUGA